Phaedon cochleariae (mustard beetle) is the source of this 4623-nucleotide messenger RNA. The record is from the annotation of a GenBank genome assembly. Lineage: Eukaryota; Metazoa; Arthropoda; Insecta; Coleoptera; Chrysomelidae.
AUGAGUACGAGACUCUCACAAGUCAAGAAUAAGAAAAAAAGAAAGGAGAAAGUAGAUGACAAUAACGACGAGUUAGAUAAAAUCUUCUCCGAACUGAACCUAAAGAUAUUCUGCCCCAAGAAAGUGUUCGAUAUCAUCUUCAUCACAGAAAAUAACCAAACCUCAACUGAAUACCUCACCAACCUGAUUAAAAGCGUCAAGGAAUAUGAAGAAAUAUCCUGCGUCACUUUCAUAACUUACGAAGAAGUCUUGAAAUUGUUAGACGACUUCAAUCUGGAUGUUUUUCCACCAGCCUUUCAAGCAGUCGCUCAAGAAAUUCAUCAAGGUAUCAAAAGGAAAUCUUCGCAAAAUCUAAAUUCUUCCACAUGGCUCUCCCAACUAGUCAAACUAAAACUCAUGGAAGUCAUGAGUCAUCACUUCUUGAAGGAAAUAAGUAAAAUGGAAAAGCGAAACAGCCUAGAGGAAGAACUAGCUUCACUCGCUCAAGAUUCCAAAAAAAAUACCAACAAGAAUACGAAUAAAGUUACAGCCAUCACCAAUGCUAACAUAGGAGAAAAGAAAAGCAAAGUUAAAAUAGAAGCAAAGUCAAGUUUAGCGAUUGAUGUUGGUUACAAGUUGACGGAGAAAGCUAGUGAUAUCGUUUUUGAUGAUGACAUUUUCAACCACGUCUGGUUUUACGUCUUUCAGGGGUUUUUAGAUGCAGAAGUUCUCAAGCAAUUGGAAUCUUUCAACGUACCUAUAAGAGCAGUAAUGACUUUCAAUGUGAGUGAUAACAUAUCCAAGAAAUCCGAUUUUUCACCGAAUCACAAGGUAUUUUGGGACCUCAUUGGAGACUAUUUUGAUGGACCACAUCGCUCGAUUAAUUUUGAAAAUACCAUCCUCAUGAAAUUCACAGCUACUCAAAACAAUUAUAAAAAUACCUUCGAGGAGCUAUUGUAUGUCAUAAAAAACAUCUCUGAUAUAAAACUAAGGCACUUAGACUACAUAAGACAUAUAAAGAUCCAUCAAGUGGAAGCAAACUACAAGAUUUUACCUUUAGAGUGUCUACUUACCUAUAACCUCACUUCAUCCAAAAUACCAUUAGAACUAACAAGCGAAGCAACUGUUUUGAUCAAUUUGCUGAAUGAAACUUCCGAUAGAAUGAAACGUAUUGACAGAGUUGAAGUGGAAGAUCUAUGGGACACAAUUUCCUCACAGACUGCCAGCCUUACACAUAUUGAUUGUUGUAAGAACCCUUUUGAUAUCGAAGAAAUAUUCCAAGUGAAGAAUGCAGCAACAAAAUCGUUCGACAAGCCCAAAAAUACCUUCAUGGUGCAUGAAUCUGAUUUACUCACUGUCAUAUUGAAAACCUACAGAAGCUUUGGCUCGAAAUUCGUGGAUAGCUUCAACGAUAUCGUCAGACUAAUGAAUCCAUUCAACUUGUUGAAAAAUAUCAAGGUUCCUUCUGACGACUUCAUCCAUAAGCAUGAUAUCGAUCCAUCUAAUAAGCUCAAUAUAAAAUUCACGAAAUCACAGCUGCACUUUUUGUAUCUGUUUCUAUUCAGUACUUUCAAGUACGAUGAAGUUAUUGAAGAUUUCGAAGACACCGAUUUGACAGAAAACCUUCAAACCUACAGUAGAUCUCAAUUUCGCAGUUCUUCACAACCACAAUACGAAAAUGAUCAAUCAGACUGCGAAAUAUCAAACUUGAAUUUAUACGAUCCUAGUCCAAUGGCAUUCAUUUGGAAAGAAGAGCUACACUCACAAGUGAUGAUCCAAGAAAUCUUCAACAAUCAACGAAUGUAUCAGUAUAUGGAUAUGCAAUAUUCGCCAGAAACUGAGAACCUUCUGGUACAAUUUUCAGACCAUUUAGAUGAAUUCGGUAUCAAUACCAAAACGUAUGACGUCACAUUAAGGACACCAGUUUGCCUUAGAGAUUUCUGCAAAUACAUAACCGUUGAGGAAUCAAAGUGGUUGGAAAAAAACAAACCAGCAAAGUAUGUGAGGAAGAGUGAAGAUAUGGAAGAAUGCAGAGGUGCAAAGAAUGUAAAGAAAAGCGAUCUAUUUCAAGAGUACAGACACUUAUUGGAUCCCAAAGCAAAGCCAGAUGGGGACACAGAAGAUAUCCAAAUAGAUGAAGAAGAAAAUACUGUGACAUUUGAGGAAAUGUUAACAGAAAUUCAAAAUUACCCUCGCAAUAGUACGUUGAUUGAAGAGUGUGGUAGCGAUGUUUCCGAAAAUUUUUUGGCUUAUGACUUUGGGACACAGUACUUAGCAAUACGGGGCACAGAAACUAUUUUUUCUAGUCAUGAUGAUGUCAAAAUCAGAGUGGAUAACACUAGAAUGAUAUAUGAGGAACCAAAAUGCACAGUCUGCCUGACUUCCAAAGGACAUAGUCUGAUUCUCCAUUCGAAUAAAGCGUUCUUAGGGAACGACUAUACUUUCCAUUGGAAUCUGGAAGAUGGAACAGUUGUUUCCUUCAUUCUACAAAACCAACAGCGUAAAACUAGAAGAAAUUCAUUAACAUCAAGUGCCAUUGACCUCACUGUAGACGAACUUACUGGUGAGACUGAUGAAGAACAAACAUUCUUGCAACAUGCAAUAAAUCAAAAAGUGAUCAAUCUCAGUAAAGCUGAAUUUGAAGAUGAACUAGAAAAAGCGGAAAAUUCACAGAUAGACGUUACUUUAGAUGAAGACAUCACAAACAUUUACAAGAGCUUGAAGCAGGCAAUUGUAGAAGAGUGUCCAGUAUAUAAAAUAAGUGACAACUUGACCUACUUGAUGAAACAUGAAAACAAAACUGAAAUACCAUUGACGAAUAUCAUAAGGAGGCUAUUGCACAAUACUAAGAAAGAAGUGCCUCUUGCAUCUUAUACAAAGAAAUUCAUUCACUCAACUAAUAAUAUCGGAUCUUCUGUGAAGAGCACACUUGAUUUUCGUGUUUGUUUACCAAAUGGCUUAUACAUUACUUGUUACUCUUCAAAUAUAAGAGACAAUUUGGUGGAAAUCAAACAAGAAUUUGUGACGGAAGAAGAAAGAACCGAAGAAUUCAGAUUGUUCACUAGGGAUGGCUACAUCUUGGUCAAAAAAAUAGAUGGAACCAUAACCUUGAUGAAAUCAAACGGAGAUACCAUAUCCUUCGAGAAACCAGACAGUCAAAAUACAAUAAUAAGAGAAUCGAAUCUGAAAACUUGCCAUUGCAAAAACUUGGAUGACUACAGGAAAAAACUCAACAAAAUGAUGAAAGAUGAAAGUGCGAACGAUGAUUGCUAUAUCAGUAGAAGAGAUCUCUUCAGAACCAAGAAAGGGUACGUCAUAAACAAAGAUAUCGCCGGUAUCUUAAAAAGCAAUAAGGUACCUUACUUGAAGACUGUUCUUCUCAACUUUGAUGGCCAUAGAACAACUCUAGAAAACAACAAGAUCACGCAAAAGAGAGUCUAUCACACUACAACUGAACAAGAUUUCUUGGCCGAAGAAAUUUACUUCGAGAGAGGCGAUGGCUUUCAGUGCCUGUUUGAUAAAAAUGGAAGUCAGGUGGUUAGAUUUGGGGAUGGAACUGAAAUAUCCAGCGCAAUACAAGUAUCUAAAGAUUUGGUUGAUGGAUAUGUCUUCGUUUCUUUGGAUUUCUCUUACCAACAUCCCGAUUAUGUCACUGUCAGCUAUGAUUCUCACGACAAUUUAGAGCUUCGUUUCAGAGAUGUUGUCCUAGAGAGAAAUGUUGAAGAUGAGAUCAAGCUCAAGAUUGAAGAUGAUAAUAUCACUAAAGUCAAUAAAGACACUGUCACUUUUGAGAAAAUAUGUAAAGAGUGUGAUUCAGGAUACAGCUGUUCAUUUGAUAUCAGCCCAUUUCGGUCAAAGAAUUUGGACUACACAGCACCAUUCUUACAUGCCAAAGAUAGCUAUGACAAACAAUUCUAUGUCGACUUCGGAGGAAAAUCUGGAAGGAGUAAAUGUUUUUUGAAAGGCCCUUUGAAUAGAGUGGGGUGUAAUCACACUAAGAAUAAUGUGUACAAAAAAUUGUUUGUAGUGAAUGAAACUUUAUCUGGGCAGCAGUUUUGGAGCAAUGAUAUGGUCCAAACAAGGAGGCUUCAAGCUGUAGUUGAUGCUGAUAGUACUAUAGUAGAGAAACCAGACAUAAGGAAUCCUGAACUCACUACGAUUGAGUUUAGGAAGAAAAUUUUCGAUAGUCUAGCAGCAAGAUUCAAGAAUACUGCUCUUCUAGGAGAAGACAUGUGCUUAUCGAAAUAUAAGAAAAAUAAGAACAAGCAAGAAUGUUAUUCAACAAACAGGGCAUUGAAGAAAAUGUUUGAUAUUGAAACUACAAAGACUUUUUUGACGAAUUUAUCUCUUCAGUUCACUGAGAAGAAUAAAACGAAUGCUUCCGAAGAAGCUAUACAGGAUGUUAUCAAGAAAAAUGAUGCUUUCGUAACGGCAGAUGUCGAAACUACAAGAACUUUCGAGAAAAAACAGGCAGAGGCAGUAACAGAAGAUUUAGUGAAGCUUUGUAAAUGUAUUAAAAGGAAGAAAACUUUCAGGGAUAAAAUUUCCUGUUGGAGAAGUGAAUGCGACAAGUUCAAGAGCAUGAUAAGGCAGAAAAAAAUACCUCUUUAUUUUGAUUCUCAGUUUUGUGAAGUGAUAAAUUAA